CGCCCAUACUUCGUCUCUGCUUAUUUGCUUGCAGUAACUCUUGAUCCAACCAUGGACGACGAUCAUGGCAAGCCCCCUGCAAGUGAGAAGAGCGACGAGGGCGCAAAUGCAGAGAUACCAUUCGAAAGGGGAUCCCCUCACACCCUUCAAGAGCUCCUGCGGACACUGUCUGUAAACGAAAACGAUGAUACAUUUCUUAGCCUGAGUGCUCUGUUUGAAGCCCUCACUUUGCAAGAACAAGCCAUCGCGGAGAGUGCAUCCGAGGAAGAGCCCAGUCCUGAAAAAGCCCAAGACGAACAGCCUGGUUGUGCCGCUGAAAACUUGGAAGCCACAGCUCAAGUCGACCGUGGCGAUGAAUCAAAACAAGCUGACGGUACCGGUACAUGUUCCGGUGCGACUCGAUCAGUGAGUCCAACCGCGUUGCUUCACAACAUUCAAGAAGUCAUUCAAGGGCUGGUGGAUUCAGCUGAUGACCCAGAUCUAUUGAUACUAAGUCAAGAUUUCCUCGAGUUUGUAGCUGGUGAAUCAGGAGACAGACGCGACAGCGCAGCGGCUGACAGUGUCCUCGAAUGCGCAGCACGCAACUCAGAUCGAUCUCUAGAGGACCAAGAGCUGCACGGGAGAACCCCGCAUGAAACAGACUCGGACAGCAAUGACAAGGGCCCGACGACAAGCACCGAGGCCAACACGCCCAGUGAAACCAACAAGACGGAUAAGGUAGAAACGCCGCAGAAGGCUCAAGACGGCAAGAAAAAGCGUGGUCCCUACAACAAAACAGAGGUUGUGCACUUUCCAAGGAGACUCCUGGAACACAUCGACCCAGAUAUCAUCAACCAAGACGAUAGGCUGAUCAAGGCUCUUGAAGGUUCCAAGAAGAGCUUCUCGCGAGAGGAUGGUGCCACCCGCGGUCCGUACAAAUGCAACCAAUGUGGCGCGAAUCAGACCUCAGAAGAGCACGAAUGCCCCUUUGUCAGGGUUGACCGCCGAGCUUUGGGUGAGGUGCGCGAAAACUUUCCUGACCUACCGAAAUCAUGGCAAGACAUCUUGGACCUUUACAAUGAUCUAGAUAGGAUUCGAGACAACAACCCCCCACGAAAACAGGCUGAGCACAGUUUGGCCGCCGAGGGAGACAGCUCUGAGAGUGCUACAGCUUUGGAAACCGCAGGAGCCAAUGACGAAGAAGUAGCUUCGGCGACAGACCAAGGAGACUUUGAGCCUUCGGGAACUGAUCCUCUUGUCGUUUCUAUGGCUACCGACACUGAUCAAGAUGACACAGCGAACGAAGGUGAAGAUCAAGAUACCAUGGACGAGUCAGAAAACACGGAGGAGAGCUCUGUCAAGAAGAGGCGGGUAGGAUAAAUCCACGUUCAGAUUGGCCUUCGUGGAUCGAUUCGACGGUUCUUGUCGAGGAAUGUUUUACAAACACAAUUGUUUGUGUUUAUCUGAUGGAACCUGGUCGGCGGAUUCUGAGGAGGACGAUGUUAUGGGCAAAUUCAGCAGUUUUGUAGAGGAAGAGGCUAGAUACACGUAGACUAAAAAGAAGUGAUAAAGGAAGCACAUCUUCGGCUUUCAAUUGAGAUAAAGGACAGUGUACAAUGAGCACGGCGUGUUGUUGGGCGGCUUGGCGUACUAUUACCGUGAGCUUUGGCAUCGAUCAUCGAAUCAGCGAGGGGCAGAGAGAAUGAUAAUGAUAGGUCUAGCUAGCUGGUGUGGUUCUCGUAUAACAUCCUCCACUCUCUGUAAUGUACCGCUAUCCGCUAUCCUCGAGGAUAUCUGAGUGGGC
Messenger RNA from Seminavis robusta, 1783 nucleotides. The record is from the annotation of a GenBank genome assembly. NCBI's taxonomy places the organism in Eukaryota, Bacillariophyta, Bacillariophyceae, Naviculales, Naviculaceae.